Trichoderma asperellum CBS 433.97 is the source of this 837-nucleotide messenger RNA. RefSeq lists its product as uncharacterized. The record is from RefSeq and is a predicted model, not a curated record. NCBI's taxonomy places the organism in Eukaryota, Fungi, Ascomycota, Sordariomycetes, Hypocreales, Hypocreaceae.
CAGCCGCACUCAUCCAGCUUGUCUCAAAAUAAAUUUGAAGUCGUUUUGCCCUACACCCAGUUGAUCGAGACAAUUCUGUCGCCGCCAUACGACUCCUCCACUAAUUCAUCUCGGCCACCAUGAUUCCUCCAUGGAGCCUUUCCGCCGCGUUUCGCCUUGUCUUGAUCUUAUUGGCUGCCUCAUUGAGUGGCGCCAUUGCCAGUAAUCCCUGGACUCAUGACCAAGAAGUCAUUGCGGGUGGUCAACAACGCAUGAAAGCCUGUGUCUUCGGAUCUCCCAAAACGUAUGAUCAGUGGACGAUUCACUACCACGAGGUGAAGCCUUCAUCCCAGUUUCCGGGCCAAUUGAUUCUCGAUCCAGCUUGGGUAGCGCGCCAUCAAACCGUGGGCGAUACCGAUCGUUUCACCUUGGGUACCACGUGGGUCCCAUGGGCCGAGAAUAGGUGCCAGUAUAGCUGCAACGCGAGGAAAAACUGUGUUUCUUUUGCCGGAUACCAGGCUAAAGACUCAACGCCUAAUUCAGGUGGGUUUUCCUGCCACUUCUUUGACGCCCUCAUCCAACCCGAGAAUAUUAUACCACGACCACGCGAUGGUCCUGAUCAAAUUACACAUGCCUAUAACAGGCUCUGUGAUAAGGAAGCGGGUAUCUGAGGAGAAGGCGUGAAUCGUUGCGGCAUCAGGUAAAGAGUAUUACCAACAGUGGUUCUCUACUAGCUAUCACCUGCAAAAUCGUGUUAGUAGUGUCGCAUCUGUGGACAUAUGGGAUUGACAUGCCGUAAGGUGUAUAUACCCAAGUACUCUAAAUGUAUAUUCGUUAAAGCGCGUCGUAUCAUUCGUC